This is a messenger RNA of Hordeum vulgare subsp. vulgare (domesticated barley), 1182 nucleotides long. RefSeq lists its product as uncharacterized. Lineage: Eukaryota; Viridiplantae; Streptophyta; Magnoliopsida; Poales; Poaceae. The transcript is spliced from 2 exons. Bases 473 to 907 code for a protein of 144 amino acids. The record is from RefSeq and is a predicted model, not a curated record.
AUGACCUCUAGUCCCUAUUUAGUCCCUGGAAACAAACAGGUACGGACUAGGGACUUUUAAGUUGGAACUAAAAAAAAGUCUGAGGACUUCUCAAACAAACAGGCCCUAUAUGGAUCGUUUGAUCUAAAUCGGAGGUUUCAAAAUUGGUGCCUCUAACCUACCUAACUAUUUAAGCAAAUGAAACCCUAGGAUGUGUACCAUCCUUAGUUGCAUUUCCGCCGCCAGCAAGCCGCGAGUUACCCCCACCUCAUGAUCCUCCUGGAUCUAGCCGAUCUGACGACCUCCCGCAAUUUCAGCGCCGAGCCAAUCCAGCGCCGCAACCUUGAUCCAAAAUCCCCAAUGGCCUCAUCCUGAUCCACAGCCGCCAUGUCGCUCGAUCUCCUCGCCCGCGAGCUGCCCCCGGAGUCGUGCCUCCUUCUCCUUUCCCCGGCAUGGUCGCGCCCCUCUGGCUCUCCAGCAGCAACCAUGGGCCAUGGCGCCUGCAUGCCCGCCACUCCGACCUUCCGCUGGCCGGCGAGUCGCCGACAAGCAGCAGCACCAGGUACGCCGUGCCACAUCCCCAAGCUCCUGCUGUGCCCGCUCCGGACCAUCCUCGCUCCAGCGGCUCCCGCUCGUCCCCGCGAUGCACCUCGCCAUCUCUAGCUCCUCCUGCACUCAAGCAAUCCAUGCCGGCGAGCUCCAUCACACCUCUAGGGUCUGCCUUGAGCCAACCCCUGCUAUCGCUACGCCCCGGACGAGACCGACGUUCCCCACUGUCGGCCUCCCUUCGCCUUGCCUAACGCGUGCUUUGCCCGUCGUCAUUGCCCCGUCCCCUGCAUCGCACGGCCUGGUUAGGCGAGGCCACGAGGAGAAAAAUGACAGGAUGACUAUGACCCAUGUAGCUGCUCCGCUCCUCCCGUUCGCUUGAUCGCUUGUCCCAGCCGCCAGGCGCACCCUCAAUCGUGUGGAUCGUGGCCUCACCCAGCAGCAAGCCCAACCCCGCACCGAGCCGCCCCGCUUGCCCCUGCAGCGCCCUCGUGUGGGCCUCGAGUAUGUCGGCCCAGCCGCCUCCAGGCAAGCCACCCCGCGGUGCAGCAAGGCCGACCCAUCUCCCUCGCCACCUCACCCACUGUGAGCCCCCCCGGUUCAAAUUUGUGUUUGCAUUAAUUUGCAUGGUGCCAUGUUAAAAUAAUUUAAUUCAUA